Messenger RNA from Dichomitus squalens LYAD-421 SS1, 1223 nucleotides. Its product is annotated as MFS general substrate transporter. NCBI's taxonomy places the organism in Eukaryota, Fungi, Basidiomycota, Agaricomycetes, Polyporales, Polyporaceae. The record is from RefSeq and is a predicted model, not a curated record. The transcript has 16 exons. Gene Ontology annotation, molecular function: transmembrane transporter activity. Gene Ontology annotation, cellular component: fungal-type vacuole membrane. Bases 25 to 1209 code for a protein of 394 amino acids. Gene Ontology annotation, biological process: transmembrane transport.
CCGGACGGCGGUUUCACUGCAUGGAUGACUGUCAGUGGCGCGUGGCUUGUCAUGUUCUCAACGUUUGGGUAUAUCUACGCUUUUGGAGUAUACCAAGAUUUCUACACCCGCAUAUACCUGAACGAUAGUUCUGCAAGUCGAAUUGCAUGGAUCGGUAGUUUCCAGCUCAUGAUGCCCUUCCUGCUGGGUAUCGUCACCGGCAAAUUGUUUGACGAAGGCUACUUCCAUAUCCUCACUGGCCUUGGAUCCCUAUUGUUCACUUUCUCUCUCUUCAUGUUGUCGCUGGCAAAGCCAAACCAUUAUUAUCAAGUCUUCCUGAGCCAAGGUUUGGGAAUGGGCCUAGGCCUAGGCCUGCUUUUCAUCCCUACCCUGAGCAUUCCGGUGCAUCAUUUCAAGCGUCGCAGAGUCUUUGCUACCGGCGUGAUCCUCAGCGGUAAUUCUGCUGGUGCAUUGGUCUUCCCCAUUAUGCUCAACCAUCUCAUACCGACCAUAGGAUUCGGGGGCGCCGUCCGUGCAAGCGCGUACCUGGUUCUGGGCUUCGUCUUUAUCGGAAACCUGUGCAUGCGUACUCGUCGUAUCUCAUCCUCUUCAGCGUCGGCCCACGAGAAACCCGACAUAGGAUCGUUCUUCAGAGAUGGACCAUACCUCCUGUGCAUGGUCGGGGCCUUUUUCAUCAGCUUCGGGCUGUACUUCCCUGUGAUCUACAUCCAGCUCUACUCGGUGUUACACAACAUCGACGCGAACCUGGCCUUCUACUCCCUCGCUAUCAUGAACGGCAGCGGCGGCGUCGGUCGCCUCAUCGGCAACUACGUCGCCGACAGCCGCGGGUCGUUCAACCUCUUCGUUCCGUGCGCGUUCAUAGUAGGGGGCACGAUCUGGGCAGUCCUCGGCAUAAACACGGCGGCGUCCCUCGUCGCGGUCAGCGUCCUGUACGGGGUCUUCUCCGGAGCGUACCUCAGUCUCAGCAUCGCCGCCCUGGCAUCGUUGGCCAAGACUCCUAAAGAAGCCGGCGCACGGACCGGAAUCGCGCUCGCCUUGAGCAGCCUCGGGACGCUGGGCGCGGCCCCCAUCCAGGGCGCACUGCUCACCGGGUCUUUCCACUGGAUCCGCCCCAUCGCCUUCUCUGCGAGCCUUGUCUUCGUGGCGUCUUUCCUGUUCCUGUGGGCGCGCAUGAUGGUGGCGACAAGGAGGAACACUCAGAUCGUGUGAAGUAUUUGACGUUG